AUGCCCAUCAGGUCUGCUCUGCGGAAUGGCACGUCCACGAAACCUUCCACGAGCAAACAAGGUAGCAAUGGCGCUGCAUCACCACAGACUGCAUCCGACAAGCCGAGGGUUCAAUUCUGUGUAGUAUGCGCGAGCAACAAUAAUCGCUCGAUGGAGGCGCACAAGGUCCUGCACGCAGCAGGCAUGCAAGUGAUCUCAGCGGGCACAGGUUCAGCAGUGCGUCUGCCAGGGACAGCCAUCGACAAGCCAAAUAUCUACACUUUUGGAACUCCGUACGAUCAAAUGUAUCGAGAUUUAGAAUCUCAAGACAAGAGGCUCUACACGGCUAAUGGGCUGUUGACUAUGCUCGAUAGGAACAGAAAAGUCAAGCAGGCACCCGAGAGGUGGAAUAUGACGCGCCCGGAGCUGGACGUCGUCAUCACGUGCGAGGAGAGGUGCUUCGAUUCUGUUUGUGAAGAUCUACUUAAUCGAGGCGGAGAGCUGAAUCGCAGCGUUCACGUCAUCAACGUCGAGAUCAGAGAUAACCACGAGGAGGCCUUGAUAGCUGGGCGAGCAAUCUUGGAACUAGCACGCGCAAUUGAAGCUGCGAGGGACAUCGACGACGAGAUGCCGUCCAUUCUUGAGACACAAAUGCAAAAGCAUCCUCACACUCUGCUUCACACUGUGUCAUACUACUGA
Molecule: messenger RNA, 678 nt
Organism: Ceraceosorus guamensis
Lineage: Eukaryota; Fungi; Basidiomycota; Exobasidiomycetes; Ceraceosorales; Ceraceosoraceae
Product: Ssu72-like protein
Exons: 4
Coding region: 1-678 (225 amino acids)
Biological process (GO): termination of RNA polymerase II transcription
Cellular component (GO): mRNA cleavage and polyadenylation specificity factor complex; nucleus
Molecular function (GO): RNA polymerase II CTD heptapeptide repeat phosphatase activity
Source: RefSeq, a predicted model, not a curated record